Molecule: messenger RNA, 1132 nt
Organism: Papilio polytes (common Mormon)
Lineage: Eukaryota; Metazoa; Arthropoda; Insecta; Lepidoptera; Papilionidae
Product: sulfotransferase family cytosolic 1B member 1-like
Exons: 7
Coding region: 52-1074 (340 amino acids)
Biological process (GO): sulfation
Cellular component (GO): cytoplasm
Molecular function (GO): sulfotransferase activity
Source: RefSeq, a predicted model, not a curated record
GGAUAUGAUAUAAUCCAAACGCGCUGUUUUCAUUCUGUUUUCGCGUUCGCAAUGUCGUCUAAUAAAUUUCCUUACGACAUUCGUCCUAUAGAAGAGUCAGAGCAGCAAAUAUUAAGUAAACAUUUCCAUGAGAGAUACAAGUACAUUCAAAUUGGCCCGAAGAAUUAUUUUAUGAUAAGCAAUUACGGAAAUGAUGCUGCAAACAUUUACAACAUGCCUCUUAGACCCGACGACAUAUUUGUCGCCAGUUUCCCUAGAUCAGGCACUACGUGGACUCAAGAAUUAGUAUGGCUUUUGGCGUCCGAUUUGGAUUACUCCAAAGCGGCUCAAAUUCCACUUCAGGCCAGAUACAUAUUCUUGGAAUUUUCCAUGUUCCUAAGCAAAGAAUUGUUGGAAGAUGUGAAAAAGGAGAAUGUAGGCAAAGAGGAACAAUUAGAAAUAUUAGAUUAUUUGGCCAUUCCUGGAUCACAACUGGCCGCUCAGUCUCCGUCACCGCGGUUCCUAAAAACACACUUGCCUAUGUCUCUGCUGCCGCCGAAUUUACUCGACUCAACUAAAGUUGUGUACGUGGCUCGCGAUCCCAGAGAUGUCGCCGUGUCGUUUUAUUUUCUCAACAGGUUAUACAAAUUAACCAAUUACAUUGGUGAUUUUAAAAGCUUUUGGGGAUUUUUCGUUAAAGACAUGGUUAAUUGGGCUCCAUUCUUCGAUCAUUUGAAGGAAGCGUGGCAAUUGCGAAAUCAUCCUAACAUGCUGUUUUUGUUCUACGAAGAACUUUCCAAGGAUUUGCCCUCGACAGUACAACGUGUAGCGAAUUUCUUGGGGAAGACAAUAACGUCUGAACAACUGACAACGCUUUGUUCACAUCUUAGUAUAGAGAAUUUUAAAAAUAAUCCAUCGAUUAAUCAAGAUGAACUUAAGACUUUGGGUAUGCUGUCAGAAAAGGAAUCCUUUAUCAGGAAGGGUAAAUCAGGAGGCUGGCGUGAUUACUUCGACGAGGACAUGACACGCGAGGCGCAACUCUGGAUUGACAAUAAUUUGCAGGACACGGACAUGCGUUUCCCAACUGUACAAUAAGUACACUAAUUUGUUUAGACAAAAACUUAACGAAAUAAUAAACGUUGUUUACAAGUCA